Molecule: messenger RNA, 957 nt
Organism: Cutaneotrichosporon cavernicola
Lineage: Eukaryota; Fungi; Basidiomycota; Tremellomycetes; Trichosporonales; Trichosporonaceae
Exons: 1
Coding region: 1-957 (318 amino acids)
Source: RefSeq, a predicted model, not a curated record
AUGAUCGACUACCUCCACUACCCGCACAUUGUAGACCGAAUCGCCCGCACCGUCUCCGACAUCCCAACCCUCCUCGCUCUGCGUGCCUCAUGUCGCGGCCUGAGGAACGUAGUCGACCCGCGCUUCGCGCGUAACAUUGUCCUCAAGAUAGACGCCCCCAUUCGUUGCCGCGACGCCAACAUCAUCCUCUCAAAGCGCCCAGAGCUAAUUGCGCACGUCCAGUCGGCAGAUCUAUAUGGGUACCCCGGACGCCGGCAGCACAGCCAAGGAGUGCAGCAAGUCGAACCCGUCGUUCUCCCCGAACUCGACUACGUCCGGAUUUUCUGUCCCCCGCUCUGUCUGGUUGACAGGUGGCGUGAGACUGCGAGGAAAGCUCGAACAACAGUGUACGUCUUGGACCUGCAUCUGGCUGGCGGCCGCCCGGUGCUUCUGCCCCGCCCAACCUGCCGGUCGGUCCGCAUGGUCAUCCUCUUCGACCCCUCGAGUGCCUAUCUUCCCGAGGUUCUUCCCGAGGUUCGCUCCUCCUCCACUCUCCCUACCAAGGGCAAGAUCACUUACGAGGUCUUCCUCGUCCCCACUCGCACAACUCUGCCAAGCGCUGGUGGGGCGAAGGCGCAAGCCAACUCUGGCAUCCGUUUCCUGAGCUGCGUCAUCGUCGAGGCCAUGCGGCAGCUUGAGCGGUUGGACUACACGUUGCUCCUCGUCGGGUACGAGCGCGUCCCUGUGACUCUGCGGGCGUCCGAUGCGUCCAGGUCGUCCAGUUCAUCGUCGGAAACCGUGACCGCCGACAUGAUCCAGGACGAGUUCACGUACGCAGUCAAAUGCAUGGUCAGUGAAAGUGACUCGGAGGAGCGCAAGACCCUCUUAGCCAAGCUCGGGUGUCAGUCGGCGUCCGAGUACGCAAAGGUGCACGGGUACGACGCGCUCGAGGACAUUGACUUUCUUCACGGUCUGUAG